AGCGAGUUGUUUGUCAUAACAGCGUUACCUGAUAGGAACAAUAUUACGAACAAUCACCAUAUCAGUUGAUAACCAACUUUCGCCGUCGGCGCGCGUACAUUUCCCCGAUAAAAAUAAAAGAAAAUCAAUCAAAAUGGGCUGUGGUGAAUUCCUGGUGAAAUACAUUCUGUUCUUCACCAAUCUCUUCUUUGCUUUGGCAGGCCUAGCACUCCUCGGUGUGGGCAUCGCCGUCCAGCUCCAAGUGACGGUGAUCACGAAUCAGAUCGAUGUGAACCUUCAGCUGGGGCCCAUCACCACCAUCGUGGUGGGCGCGGUCGUCUUCCUGGUCGCCUUUUACGGCUGCUGUGGAGCUAUUAGAGAGAGCAAUUGCAUGCUGGUCACGUACUCAAUCUUCAUGAUUGUCCUGAUGAUCGCCAAGAUUGCUUUGGCCACCUUCAUCUUCGUGAACCUGUCGGAGCUGACGGACGAGAUCAAGAGGCACUUCACCAGGCUGUUCCAGGACAACCAGGCUGCUUUCCAGGAGAUUGAAACCGCGUUCUCAUGCUGCGGACCUUUGGGCGCCAUCUCCUACGGCACCUCCAUUUUGUCGCUCCCCGACAGAUGCUGUGCGGCGGCACCAUGCAACAUCUCCAACGCUUACGGCGGUUGCAACGACAAAGUCGAAGGUUUGAUGGAGACGUACGGCAUGGCCAUUGGCGUGGUCGCUAUUGUCGUUGUGGCCGUUGAACUGGUAGCCGUGGUGUUUGGACUGUGCUUGGCAAACCACGCACGGAACAAGGACAGAAGAUCUCGCUAUUAAGUCAUUAUUUAUACAUAACUUAAUGUUGUAACUAGGUUUAGUUUUAAGACAGUGUUAUUCAAAGUAGGUACCUAACUUGUGAGUACUUUAACAAAUCAUAGACACAACACCUAUUAAUUUUAUAGUACAUACUUAGGUACAUACAUAAAAUUACGCCUUUUUCCUGAAGGGACGGGCAGAGACUACAUCUUUCCACUUGCCACGAUCUCUGCCUACUUCUAAUUUAAUAGUCAUAGAUUUUAUAAAGAUGGUUAUUAAAUUUUCCACACGGAUGACAACUUGAAGUCACAUUAUAUUUGAAGAAUUCUAAGAAGAGUAUUGUAAAGUAAAUAAAAUAUCUUUAUUUUCUUCAGUUUUCAUCGCAGUACUUACAUAACUUGUAAAAUUUGUUUAAUUAAUAUUGUAACUUAGCUGUCUGUUAAGAAGGAUAAUUAAAAGAACGCAGGUCGACAUGUAUUUUGUAAAAUUACAAUGAAAUACAAAGAUUAGUUACUUUCUACAGCCACUAGAUGGCGCCUUAAUGGUUUCUGGCUUAAGAGGAGAUUUAAAGUUCUGACACCAGGGAGUGCAGUAACAGUUGAUACGUCUCACAUUCUAUAAGGAAGAAGACUGUGACAUUUCGUGCUUAUUUAGCAAAGCUACAAGUUAUAAUUGUGAAUUCUAGCUAUUAAUGUUCUCUGACGCUUUAGAAAUAACCACGACACUUUUUUAUUUCUUUUUCUAGCACUGAAGUUUUCUUUUCCAUGUAUUUGGGUAAAUAAAUAUUACAUAUUUGUUUAA
Molecule: messenger RNA, 1579 nt
Organism: Amyelois transitella
Lineage: Eukaryota; Metazoa; Arthropoda; Insecta; Lepidoptera; Pyralidae
Product: CD63 antigen
Exons: 5
Coding region: 134-799 (221 amino acids)
Cellular component (GO): membrane
Source: RefSeq, a predicted model, not a curated record